This is a messenger RNA of Pelodiscus sinensis (Chinese soft-shelled turtle), 2642 nucleotides long. The record is from RefSeq and is a predicted model, not a curated record. NCBI's taxonomy places the organism in Eukaryota, Metazoa, Chordata, Testudines, Trionychidae.
AUGUAGUUAAUAGUUCUAGUUGUUUAAACAAAAAAAAACCUUUUUUCUUCAGUAGUUAGUUUAUUCUUCUCAAAUGCCGGUGUUCAAGAAGUGCGGCGAAUGCCGUGAGGCAAUGCCUGCCUCUGAUGGCCAUUCCCUGUGCAUUAGGUGCCUCGGGGAAGGCCAUAUACCCCAGAAAUGUCCCCACUGCUCCAAGCUGACAGCCAGAGCAAGACGGAACAGGGACAUGCGCCUAAAGAUCCUUUUAUUUGAUAAAGCUCUGCAACCCGAGGCCAAACAAUCCAAGGGACACACGGAGAAAACUAAAAAAAUGAAGAGGAAACCAUCGCCAGCGCGAUCCCUUCCACCCUUAAGAUCGGGUGCAGGUGACAAGCCAGGGACAUCAACGGCACCGCCCGCAAGCAUUGCGGUGGCGCCUAAAGACAGCCGGAGUAAGUCGGCUCCGAGCCCUUCUAUAUCGGGAUCCACUGUUUCAGCCGUUCCCUCGGUCUCCAAACCGCUUCCAGGGACUUCCACGGCUUCGAGAACCGCUGCCGGUACGGAACGCUCCCCGGCACCGAGCUGCAGCCGCUCCCCGGCACCGAGCUGCAGCCGCUCCCCGGCACCGAGCCGCAGCCGCUCCCCGGCACUGAGGCGCAUGCCCAAGCUGCCUGCAGAGCUGAGCCAUUCCUCAGAACAGGAGCGUACUUCGGCACCGGCUCAUUCUAGACGAUCACCAAAACAAACGCCGAAACCUUUGACAAGGCAACGCUCGGUAACUCCUGAGCAUCCUUCUCCUUCUACAUGGUCGGCACCAAAUCGAUCAUCACCGCCCAUGAAGCAACAAAAGCUUAAACGUUCAUUGGCACCUGAACGUUCCCCGUCAUCGAGUGUACCGGUACCGAGCCACCCUUCGGCACCGGAAGGAUCGUCACAUCACAGACUUUCCUCAGAAGGAUGUCCACCGGCACCGCGGCGGCCUUCUCCUUUCAGACUAUCCCCGGAACUGAGACAAUCGUUGGUACCGAGACAAUCAACUGCGAUGACGCGGACCACCUCGGCACGGACUCCUCCAAACCAGUGGAGAUAAUUCCUCACUCUGUGCUUUCCACUCCAACUUCCUCUCCACCAGAACAGUUGCUGGCACUACCUGCCCGUACAUCCAGGAGACUAUCUUCUUUAUCACCAAGUCCUGAGUUCUCUCCUGAAGUACGUUCACCAUCUCCGGCGUACUCUGAAUACUCUCGUGCUGGCCAAAUCUCACCACAUUCUGGUCAUUCCUACCACCAUGAUCGUCGUUCACCCAGUUGCAGCACAUAUUACAGAGGAAGGUCACGAUCACCAAGAUCGCCCGCGUUUUCAACUCAUUCGGGAUAUUCUAGGAGAUCCCGUCGUUCCACGUCGCCCUACUAUCACCAUAGGUCAUCCUCUCAUCAGCAUCGGUCUCCUCAAACCUCUCUCGUUCAAAAGCACCAAGCUUCCUCUGCCCCUUCAAGGCCACCAACUCCCUCCGGGUCUCCUUCUCACACCGGACAACCUCUUCCUGUUCGGGAUCCCGAACCUGAUCAAUCACCCACGCAUCAUUCUUCAUCGUCACCAAACGAUGCAGUUUUUCAAGGAGACACCUCACCAUCUGACGACCUACGCCAGUUUCAGGAGUUGUUUAAGAGAGUGGCGGAGAGUCAAAGCGUACAGCUGGGUGACGUGGAACAAAAACAACACCAUCUCCUCCGUAAUAUCAAACACACUCACCAGCCCAAGAUUUCGUUGCCACUGGACGCGGCCAUUCUUGAAAUUGCGGACGAUAUUUGGCAGCUCCCGGCAUCCGCCCCGCCGACGAAUAAGAAGGCGGAUAAAAAGUAUUUCGUCCCUGCUAAAGGGAUGGAAUUUCUCUUUACCCAUCCACAGCCUAACUCCUUGGUUGUGGAUGCAGUACAGCAAAAGGCAAAGAUGCCACAACACAAACUACUGCCGCAGACAGAGACAGUAAGCGUCUCAAUUUAUUCUGACGUAAAUUUUACUCCUCGGCAACACUCACUUUACGAAUGGCCAAUUAUUCCGCAUUGUUGGCGAAUCACAACUUCGACAACUACGCCAAGCUUGUACCACUGCUUCAACAUCUUCCAGAGGCAAAACGAGACAUUUUAAAGGCUGUAAUACAAGAGGGCUACGCAGCCUCUGGAACGGCCUUACAUAUUGCCCUGGAUACAGCUGACGCUGCAGCAUGCACGACUGCUACAUCAGUCGUUAUGCGCAGAGCAUCCUGGCUGCAACAGUCCUCUGCUCCCAAAGACCUCUUCUCGAAGGUCGAGGACCUACCCUUUGACAGGCAGAAUCUCUUUUCUGAUAAGACUGACCAACUUCUGCACUCAGGGAAGGACUCCAGAGCCACUUUAAAAACACUGGGCAUGUACACUCCUCCAUAUCGUAGAAAAUGGUAUACCCCCUACCAAAGGCAGAGGCCCCCCCUAUGACAAUCUCCUCAGUAUAGGCCUCAAGACCAACAAAGAGGUAGACAGCGGCAACAGCGGAGACGCCCGCCGCCCAAAGCAACUUCCCAACAGGGUACCAGACAGCAAGUUUGACGCGUCACUCGAGGGGUUGAGAACCAUUCCCAUCAGUACCAUUCUGAGUGCUACGAAGGCGAUAUUUCACCACCGUCU